AUGCUUGGGCCGACCAAAAGUUCUGUAUGGAGUGGGCUAAGAGGUCCUACCGCAAAGGCCUGAUGCGCGGGCGGGGUGAGCUUUCAAAAGCGAGGUCCAUUCUUAUCAUGGACAACUUGCACGCGCAGACGACGGACGAGUUCAAGGAGUAUCUUGCGAAGGAGUGCAACACUCUCGCCUGGUAUGGCCCUUCGGAGUGCACGGACGAGGUGCAGCCAGUUGAUGCAGGAGCCGGACGAUUUAUCAAGGUGGAAGCUGGGAGGCAGAUGGACAUGUAGCUCGAGCAGUCGGACAACCU
Molecule: messenger RNA, 298 nt
Organism: Ectocarpus sp. CCAP 1310/34
Lineage: Eukaryota; Phaeophyceae; Ectocarpales; Ectocarpaceae
Source: the annotation of a GenBank genome assembly